Molecule: messenger RNA, 1646 nt
Organism: Chanos chanos (milkfish)
Lineage: Eukaryota; Metazoa; Chordata; Actinopteri; Gonorynchiformes; Chanidae
Gene: fam222aa
Product: family with sequence similarity 222 member Aa
Exons: 3
Coding region: 66-1646 (526 amino acids)
Source: RefSeq, a predicted model, not a curated record
AACAAAACAAUUUAUGGUCGGCCUCAGUGUCGUCGUCGCGGCUGUAGAACCACGCCCGCACAGUCAUGUUGGCCUGUCUGCAGAGGAGACAGAACCCACCUCCACAACACCCAGCAUGCGUCGCCAAGGCCCUUGAGCCGCCCCCCCAGCCCAUCACCCGAAAAUGUGAACUGGCUGUUCCUGUGCAUUCACCCCGCUAUCCCAGCGCCGCGGAGCUCGAUGCCUACGCCCAGAAGACGGCCAACAACCCGCUCUCCAUCAAGAUCUUCCCCACUAACAUCAGGGUCCCACAGCACAAGCACCUUAACCGGACUGUCAACGGCUAUGACACGACAGGGCAGCGCUACAGCCCUUACCCACACCUUCACACGGGGGGCUACCAAGGCUUACUGGCCAUCGUCAAAUCCUCUUCCUCAUCCUCUUCCUCCUCUUCUUCAUCCUCCUUUGCUCCUACAACCAAGGGCGUCCUUAAGAACUCGGAGGGCAGGCGGACUAAGCUUUCACCGGCCCAGAUUGCAGUUGCGCCCUACCCACCCCCAAGCAACAGCACUUUAGCGCACUGCCACGGACAGAUGGUGUAUCACACGGGCCCUCCGAAGCCUCCUGAGGCUACCACCGUCUCCGUGCCCCCCAACGUCACCGUGGCCGGUUCUGUCAUCCCUGUGGCGGGUGGCAGAGGCCUGAACCUGCCCCCUCAGUCCAACCUUCCUUCCAUCCAGAGUAUCAUCUACCAGAUCAACCAGCACUGCCAGGCCCAGGCUCUGCAGCAGGUGUGCCAAGGGGCAACGACCACAGGACCUUCCAACCUGAGCCCGUCUAAGCAGGGUGCCACAGUGUUGGGUGUCUCCAACGGCUCCUCAGGUGGGAACUUUGUGGCGGGCAUGGCACCGCAGGGCAACUUGGCCUAUGGCGGGACAGUGCUGCCGGGACAGGGCGCAGAGGGUAUCAAGGUGGGGGUGUAUGCAGAAGGCAUGGACUACAUCCUGUGGCAGCAGAAGCAGCAACAGCAGCAGCACCACCAGGCGGUGUUGCGGAUGUACAGCGGAGGAAGCGGGAGCGGAGCGGCCGUUAGCAAGUCGCCCGAGACCUGUCCUUCCGGAACCGGAGUCCUGGUGGGUGGCACCCAAGUGUCUUCCUCCUCCCGAGCCUAUCCACUCACGGCCAGCGCCAGUGGAGGGGGCGGGCUGGACAAGGUUAGCUCCUCUCCGCUGAACUGCGUGGGCAUGCAUGGGAACUUCUCUGUGGGCCAGUACUUUGCACCUCCGUGGAACAGCGUGCUGGUGACCCCCGACAGCGACUGCUACAACCCCCAGGAGAUGCCUGGGACGACCACGACAGCCGGGCCGACCACAGGACACCGGGAGCUGGGUUUCCCCCAUCACCUUCACCAUCAUCAUCACCAUCAUCAUCAUCACCACCACCCUCCCAUAGACAGCGCUGGUGGCCUGUGCUGUAGCUUGCCCAGCAAAAGCCUCUGCAAUGCUUCUGUGCUCAGCAGUAGCCUGCAGUCUCUGGAAUACCUGAUCAACGACAUUCACCCACCGUGCAUCAAGGAACAAAUGUUGGGGAAAGGGUAUGAGACUGUAUCGGUUCCCCGGCUGUUGGACCACCAGCAUGCACACAUCCGUCUCCCCGUUUACAGAUAG